Scutellospora calospora is the source of this 429-nucleotide messenger RNA. NCBI's taxonomy places the organism in Eukaryota, Fungi, Glomeromycota, Glomeromycetes, Diversisporales, Gigasporaceae. The record is from the annotation of a GenBank genome assembly.
CUUUUAAAUCCUGGUUAUAGUGUUCUAUUAUGUGAAAUUCUUUCAAGAUAUUUAUUAGAUACUAAAGUUGCAAAAGUUAUAAAUAAAGUUAAUAAAAUUUUAGACAGUAAUAAUCAUCUUACUAUUGGUCUUGAUGAAGAAAUUCAAGAAAAUCAAUCAGAAAUUAUUAGUCCUGCUAUUUUAACAAUAUUUCAUAGUCGAGGCUUUUUUACUGAUUUGCAAUAUCUUUCAGGGGUUUUACUUCUAAUUAAAGAUGCAAUUUUAGCAGUUGAAGCAAAUUGUUCUAUACUUGCUAACUGUUAUAUUAAUUUAAUAAAAAUUGCUAUUGCAAUUCAAAACCUUCCUUCUGAUGAAUAUAAAAGAUUUCGUAAUUAUUGUAUUAGAAAAUUUAAUAAUCAGUUUGAAGAAUUUAAUGAUUCUGCUUAUUAG